CUAGCUGACCCGACCGCGCACGAACCCUAGCUAUCUGAGAGCUGCGACCCUUGCCCCCCUUCGGAGCUGCUGGUCUGGAUCCCCCUCCUCCAUCUCCGCCUCCCUCGCGGGUCCCGGCGCAAGGCACGGCAAAGGCGGCGGCGGCGGCCACAGGGGCAGCGCGCGCGCUCCGGCAGUGAGCGGCCAUGGUGCUCGGCAAGGUCGCCAUCGUCAUCGGCUCCGGGAUCGUUGGAACAGUACUGACGGGCGGUGAGUCCAGCCUUCCGGACUUCAGGGAUGUAAUCUCCGGUGCUUUCAAGUUCAUGACCAAGGGCGCAAAGAAAGGCAAGGACGGGCCAUCUACCAGCAGUCCGCAUACUGCUCAGUUGUUGACUCAGGUCAAUUAUCUCAGAGAAGAGCUGCAGAUGCUGUCGAAAUCAAAUCAUGUUGCUAUUGUCACCGUCGACGGUAGACCUGGCCCUGGCGCAUAUGGUAUAACAGCUGUUGUUAUCGGAGCUAUUGGCUAUUUAUUCAUUAGAUGGAAGGGGUGGAAACUUUCUGAUAUGAUGUUUGUGACAAAGCGUGGCUUAUCUGAUGCUUGCAAUGUAGUGGGGAAACAAGUGGAUCAGGUUUCAGAAAGUGUUCAUGCUGCAAAGAGACAUCUGGCUGGAAGAAUUGAUCGUGUAGAUUGUAGUUUAGAUGAAUGUCAAGAAAUUACAGAAGCCACAAGGAAAGAGGUUACAAUCAUCCAUGGGGAUCUAAGUGCCUUCCAGAAGGAAAUGGAAACAGUUCAUCUUGUAGUUCGAAGUCUGGAGACAAAACUUGGACGCCUAGCUUAUACUCAGGAUCGCACAACUCGCGGAAUAUAUGACUUGUGCGAAUUCACUAAAAGAUUGGAGCAGAGCCCGAAAGCUGAUACUCGUCAGGUUACAUCAUCAACUCCUCGUCCUGCUAUUGAAUCUUCAGAGAGAGUUGCUAAGACUGUUUCUUUGCCCCCAGCUUUGGAACCAGAGUCUCCUCCAGCCCAGUCACCUAGACCAGAGGCACCUAAGGUUGUGCGCUCUACAACCAUGUCAGCAUCAGGACUUAAUAUGCUAGUUGGAACUACAAUGCCACCUAAAAGAGAUCACCAGGGUGUUGUUAGCAGAUCAAGUUCUAUGAAGGAAGGGUCCUCUGAGUUACCAAGUGGUGCGCCAAGCGCAGCAGAACCGAGCCCCAGGAGAUCUGGUAGUUCAACCCUGUUUGGAGGGUUUGGCUUUCUAAGGAGCUACACCAGCUGAGACAUAUGUGCUCAGAUAGGUAGCUUUCUUAUCCAAAGAAGACUUCAGCUUGAGCUGUAUACGUAGGUAGUAGAAAAUAGGGCAGUUGCCAAAAGUACAGCACCAUUUUCCUAUUGGGAAUUGCGAAUUUUGUAGGAACUAAUACCUCGCAGAGCAACGCCUCGAUGCCAAGAACUACAUCGCUGUUUAAAUUAUACUGUUGAUCUAGAUGCUGGAAGAGAAACAUCGUGCCUUGUGGAUGGGAGGGGCUGUAUAUUGCGGUGGAUUUUGAUGUAAUUACCGGUGACAGUACUACCUGAAUACAUUUUGGGUUGGGUGCACUUGCAACUAAAUUUUUUUGCUUUGCUA
Molecule: messenger RNA, 1607 nt
Organism: Panicum hallii
Lineage: Eukaryota; Viridiplantae; Streptophyta; Magnoliopsida; Poales; Poaceae
Exons: 14
Coding region: 186-1259 (357 amino acids)
Source: RefSeq, a predicted model, not a curated record